Messenger RNA from Penicillium subrubescens, 327 nucleotides. RefSeq lists its product as uncharacterized. The record is from RefSeq and is a predicted model, not a curated record. NCBI's taxonomy places the organism in Eukaryota, Fungi, Ascomycota, Eurotiomycetes, Eurotiales, Aspergillaceae. The transcript has a single exon. Bases 1 to 327 code for a protein of 108 amino acids.
AUGGCAAUUGCAAUUGGCACAACAAUCAAGAUGAUUAUAGACCAACUUGGCUUUGGAAAGAUUCCUACCAUCGUGUGCACGGAUUCAUACUCCCUCUACGAAUACCUCGUCAAACUCGGAACCACCAAGGAGAAGCGUCUGAUGAUCGAUAUCAUAGCACUUCGCCAGUCAUACGAGCGAAGGGAGAUAAUAGAGAUAAGGUGGAUCAACGGGAGCGACAACCCAGCGGAUGCAAUAACCAAGGCAGAACCCAACAAGGCCUUGGAGAAGUUCAUCACCAUAAACACCUUACGAGUGCGAGUUGAGGGAUGGGUAGAGAGAAAAUAG